AUGAGUAACUACUACAUAUACGGAUCCGAAUUGAACGACCCAAUAAUCAGAGAAUUGGUUAAAAAUGCUCCAGAUGUAGAAAUAAACACAGAGAGCCCAGACUGGAAAGAAGAGGUUGCUCUGGUCAAAUACCCAGACUACCUUCAUCCAACCGAACCCGAAGACGAGGGAAAGUACAACGCUUUCACAAACCCAGAUGGUGCUAAGAAUGAUAAAGGUCACUUGGGUGACAAAACUUUCAAGAACUUGUUUGCUAAAAAAAGCCCCAAGUUCUCCACGUUCGAUUUGAGUCCAAAUUUAGGUACAGAAAUCGAUGGAAUUCAACUUAGUGAGCUUGAUGAUGCUGGAAAGAACGAUUUGGCUUUGUUCAUCGAAACUAGGGGUCUUGUUGUGUUCCGUAAUCAAGACCUUAGAGACAAGCUGCCACAAUUCUCGUCAGACUUUGGUAAGUACUUUGGUCCUUUACACGUGCAUCCAAUUUCACUUUCUCCUAAAGGACACCCAGAGUUACUUGUCACCUACCGUAAAGCAGGAGACUCAAGUAGAUAUGCAAAGGCAUUCGCUGGUACCCAUAACCUUGGUGCAUGGCACUCCGAUAUCAGUUUUGAAGAAUAUCCUGCCUCAUUCUCAUUCUUUGUCGCCUUGGAAGCUCCUCCAUCGGGUGGUGACACUGUCUUUCUUGAUACUAGAGAGGCAUACAGAAGAUUAUCUCCACCUUUGCAAAAAUUCUUUGAAUCACUUACUGUAAUUCAUUCUAACUACUACCAAAACUUGCGUGGACUUCUCAAAAAUAAGGUUCCAAAAGUCAAAGCAGAUUACUUCACAGAACAUCCUUUGGUUAGAACUCAUCCAGUAACUGGUGAAAAGGCACUUUUCUAUUCGAGAGCUUUCGUUCAAAGGAUUAAAGGUGUGAAGCCCCACGAGUCUGCUGCAAUCUUGAAUUUACUCAAUGAGCAUGUCUUAAAUAACCCUGAAUUUCAAGUUAGAGCAACUCACAGAGGAACUGAUAGUAGAACAGUCAUUGCCUGGGAUAACAGAUUAACCCUCCAUACUGCCACCACUGACUUCUUGCAGCACGAAACUGGCCCUCGUCAUCAUUACAGAAUUACUGUUUUAGGUGAAAAGCCAUAUCUUGAACAAGAAGAUGAAGCUAAGAAUGGUCAGUCCAAUGGCCACUCUAAUGGACAUGCUAAUGGCCUUUCCAAUGGUUCCUCUAAAUAA
Molecule: messenger RNA, 1221 nt
Organism: Dujonia railenensis
Lineage: Eukaryota; Fungi; Ascomycota; Pichiomycetes; Serinales; Debaryomycetaceae
Source: the annotation of a GenBank genome assembly